GUCAGACAGUUUCGAAACGAAAGCCAAACAAGUUGCAUCGCAUAUCGUGUUCGUAAACAAACACUAAAAGCGUGCGUUUUUAUUUAUGUCCUCUGGAAACGAAACGUGAAAACGUGAAAAUUCAGGAUGCCGAAAAUCUUCACUCCCACAAACCAGAUCCGACUCACAAACGUGGCCGUGGUUCGGAUCAAGAAGGGUGGCAAACGGUUCGAAAUCGCGUGCUACAAAAACAAAGUAGUCUCGUGGCGAACCGGAGCGGAAAAAGACCUGGACGAAGUUCUGCAGACCGGAUCUGUGUUUACCAACGUGUCCAAAGGUGAAGUGGCCAAGAAGGAAGAUCUGAUGAAAGCCUUCGGAAAGGACGAUGUCACCGAAAUUUGCAAGGAGAUUCUGGCCAAAGGUGAGCUGCAGAUUUCCGAGAAGGAACGACACGACCAGCUGGAAUCGAUGUUCAAGGAAAUUGCCACAAAUGUGGCCGAUCGUUGUGUGAAUCCGGAAACGAAGCGACCCUAUCCGGUGUCGAUCAUCGAAAAGUCCAUGAAGGAUAUCCACUACUCGAUCAAACCGAACCGGAAUGCCAAGCAGCAAGCGCUGGAAGUGAUCAAACUGUUGCAGGAGACCAUCCCUCUGGAGAGGGCUAAGAUGCGUCUGAAGGUCACGCUGCCCGGGAAGGAUGCCAAGCGCUUGAAGGAGAAGGUCACCAAGCUGUGCUCCCCGGUGGAAGCCGAGGACUGGGAAGGGGAUAAGCUGGUGCUCACGUGUCUGAUCAAUCCGGGGCACUUUCGGGAGAUGGAUGAAAUCGUCCGGACGGAUACCAAGGGAGCCGGAGUGCUAGAAGUGCUGAACUUGAAGGAGAUCAAAGAAGGGGAAGAGGUUCUGGAGUAGAUGUUAUGUUUGAGAUGCCUGUAGAUUUUAAUCUGAAUAAAAUUUCAAGAAAACGUUCAAAAUGAA
This is a messenger RNA of Aedes aegypti (yellow fever mosquito), 951 nucleotides long. RefSeq names its product ribosome maturation protein SBDS (gene Sbds). NCBI's taxonomy places the organism in Eukaryota, Metazoa, Arthropoda, Insecta, Diptera, Culicidae. Gene Ontology annotation, biological process: ribosome biogenesis; cytosolic ribosome assembly. The transcript has a single exon. The coding region runs from base 127 to 885 and encodes 252 amino acids. The record is from RefSeq and is a predicted model, not a curated record.